Messenger RNA from Selaginella moellendorffii, 795 nucleotides. RefSeq lists its product as uncharacterized. Lineage: Eukaryota; Viridiplantae; Streptophyta; Lycopodiopsida; Selaginellales; Selaginellaceae. Gene Ontology annotation, molecular function: metalloendopeptidase activity. Gene Ontology annotation, biological process: CAAX-box protein processing. Gene Ontology annotation, cellular component: membrane. The coding region runs from base 1 to 795 and encodes 264 amino acids. The record is from RefSeq and is a predicted model, not a curated record. The transcript is spliced from 4 exons.
AUGAUUCAGGCGCUGACUUUAAGCCAUAGCUCAUGGAGCUCAGUGUUGGCGGCAAGGCACAAGCUUUACUGCUGCUCUAACGGAGCGGCAAACAGGGAUGCCAAGGUGAAACUGCGGGCUGCUCCAUGGAGUUGUGGCGUGGUGGGUAGCACGAUGAUAAUCUACUUGGGUGGAUUACACGUUCCGCUCAGCUACAGCGGCCUUUCUAUCGUCUCAACUAUGCUAAGCAGGGACUGUGGGCUUGAUCCCCAGGUGAAGAGUGCUGAAUUGUGCGGGGCGGUCUGGCUUAUUGAGUCGAGCAUCAGGCAGUUUGAUACUAGACUGACGUGUAUGAGCUUUGAUCAGAUGCUAAGCGGACGUAGAGGCUGUCUCCUUGCAGCCGUGAUUGCUCUCUCUAGCGUCAUCCUUUGGGCUCUAGCUAAGCCUGGCACGUCGGUAUAUCUCGAAAAUAACCACUACGAUCCGGCGCUGAAGGAGCUUCUGGCCAGUGGUGGCGUCUCUCUAUGUGCCACCGUCGCUGUCUGUUGUGGCAUCACCCCUUUGCUCGAGGAAUUCGUAUACCGGGGAUUUGUCCUCACGUCUCUGGCUGCGUAUGCAUCUCCUCCGUGGGCCAUUAUCACCAGCUCGUUGAUUUUCUCUCUGGUUCACUUCAAGGCACCUGAAGAGACGCUAGUGCUGUUUGUUUUCGGCUGCAUUCUGGGAACCGUGUAUGCAAAGACUGGAGACUUGGGUGCUUGCCUGGGAAUUCACUCGCUCUACAAUUUAUUCAUCGUAUAUUACACACUCGUGGCGUGA